Molecule: messenger RNA, 1469 nt
Organism: Chlamydomonas reinhardtii
Lineage: Eukaryota; Viridiplantae; Chlorophyta; Chlorophyceae; Chlamydomonadales; Chlamydomonadaceae
Exons: 6
Coding region: 178-816 (212 amino acids)
Source: RefSeq, a predicted model, not a curated record
CCCAGCGCAAUAGGUGAAUUGUCACUGAACUAGAAGGCCAUUUGAACUGGUAACGAACGCGGGCUCGGCUCAGGGUGUAUUCUACUUGUAGCCUGGGCUGAGGCAAGCCUUCAUCAGCGGCCAGAUCUGCCAUCCCGUGCUGAAUACAAAAUAACUAUCCUGAACUUGAAAGUCAAAAUGACCUCGUUUGCUGGGAGGCUCUUGCUACUCGCGAGCUGGCUUUCGCUCGCGGCUGCGGGGGGUGCAGUUGUGGAGCUCACGGAUGAGAACUUUGAUAAGGAAACAGCGACGGGCGUCUGGAUGAUCAAGGUGUAUGCACCAUGGUGUUCUCACUGUAGACAGCUGGAGCCGCUGUGGCAGGUGCUAGCGGAGGAGGCGGCGGCGGAUGGCGUCAAGGUCGGCAAGAUCGACGGCACCAAGGAGCGCGCUAUGAUGGCCCGGCUGCGCAUCAACGCCUUCCCCAGCAUCUUCCUGCUGCGGGAGGGGCGCACGUACAUGUACGAGGGCGCGCGCAACGUGGCAUCGUUCCGGGCCUUCGCUACCUCCAGCUACCAGGCCGCCAAGCCGCUGCCCUUCCACCGCGCGCCCAACAGCAUAGUGGGCAGAGCCAUGGGCCGGUUACACAGCCUGCCCAAGCUGGGCAUGCGGCUGUACCGGCGGCUUCGUGACCAGCACAACAUCAGCGACACGGCCAUAGUGCUGGGCUUCCUGGCGGUGCCGGUGCUGGUGGGCGGGGUGCUCAUCUGCUGCCUGGACGCGCUGUACGUGCGGCGCGCGCGGGAUGAGUUCGGGCCGGAGCACGACCACCAGGAGUGAAGGAGCGGGUGGCUGGGGGUGCGGGGUGCGGGAGGGGGAGUGGGUAGGAGUGGGGAGGGGCCGGGGUGAUGAGCGUGUGUGUGUGUGUGUGUGUGUGUGUGUGUGUGUGUGUGUGUGUGUGUGUGUGUGUGUGUGUGUGUGUGUGUGUGUGUGUGUGUGUGUGUGUGUGUGUGUGUACGGUAGGCGGGGCUCGCAGGGGUGGUUUGGGGGAAGGCAGAGGGUGGUUGCUUGCAGGCACGCACCUCGGCUUCAUUGCCCGAGCCCGGCUUAGCCGAGAGGUUGUGUCGCCGUGAGGAAGGCGGUUGCAUCGAGGGAGGGCAAGCUGGGGGUGCGGAUGGUGGGAGCAAGGUUUGGGACAAAGCUGUGUCACAGACGGAACCAUGAGUAUUGUUGGGGGCUCGAGAGACUAUUGUUGGGGGCUCGAGGAUGGGUGGAUGCAUGGGGCGCGUUAGUGCAGGACAUCGGCACAUCACAAGAGGAGGGAAAGGCGGGUGAGGUGUUGGGUCAGAGCAGCUGUGAUGGCAUGUGCUGCGCCGGGGAAAGGGAUGAGCCUGCAUGGACGUCCCUGGCCCAGGGCUGAGGAAUGGAACCCCCCGCCAGUAACGUAGGUCUUGUCUCUCCUGUCACUGUUCGGUGACCCAUGCAAUAAAAGU